Molecule: messenger RNA, 3060 nt
Organism: Trichoderma virens Gv29-8
Lineage: Eukaryota; Fungi; Ascomycota; Sordariomycetes; Hypocreales; Hypocreaceae
Exons: 3
Coding region: 1-3060 (1019 amino acids)
Biological process (GO): tRNA re-export from nucleus
Cellular component (GO): nuclear matrix; cytoplasm; nuclear pore
Molecular function (GO): small GTPase binding; tRNA binding
Source: RefSeq, a predicted model, not a curated record
AUGGAGAGUCAGGUCGAGAAUGCCGUCGAGAUUCUGUCGAAUCCCGCUUCCGAUCCGUCGGUGAAAGAGCAAGCAUUUGAAUAUUUGAACCAGCUGAGGAGCGACCCGCAAGGAUGGCAGGCGUGUACGAAUCUAUUCUCUCGAAUCCCCCGAACGUCCGAGGUCGUGCGCAUGGUAUGUCUUGAGGUUGUCAACUUUGCGGUCCAUACACAGGGCCUCGAUGGAGAGAGCCUCGCUUUUCUCAAACAUACCUUGCUGCAAUAUGUCCGCCAGGCCUAUGGCGCGGGUGCUCAGCAGGAUCCAGAUCCCGCUCACCUCCAGAAUAAGCUCACGCAGACCUUGACAUACCUUUUCGUCUUCCUCUACCGUGACGGCUGGCAGAGCUUCGUCGACGAUUUCCUCGACUUGACCGGGCUCCACCAGAACGUCGACAAUGUGGCUGGUGUGCUUUUCUACCUGAGGGUCCUGUCAUCUGUGCACGACGAGAUUGCAGAUAUGCUUCUGUCACGGGAGAGCGGCGACUCGAAGCGAAACACGGAACUCAAGGACCAGCUGCGUGCUCAGGACAUGCAGAAAGUUGCCGAGUCAUGGAAGCAGUUGCUUUCCAGGUACAGCGGAAACGACAUCGUUGUUGAUCUUGUCUUGAAAGUUCUCGGCAAGUGGGUUAGCUGGAUGGACAUAUCACUAGUCGUCAGCCACGACAUGCUUAACCUGCUGUUACCCGUCGUUGGGCGGACCGGCAGUGAGGAUAAGGUGCGAGAUACUGCUAUCGAUACCCUCACCGAGAUUUGUGGCAAGAAAAUGCGGUCAGCAGACAAGAUGGAAAUGAUAUCGUUCCUUAAUCUGCAAGAUAUUGUGAGCCAGCUGGUUGCCAGCCCCAUGCUCAACGACUUAAAGGGCACCCCACAAUACGACACGGAUCUCGCCGAGGCCAUUGCAAAGCUUGUAAACACCACAGUGGCGGAUAUUAUAAGAGCUCUUGACGAUAAUCAGGCCAACGACGAAACACGGACGCGGGCCAAGCAACACUUGGAUGGCUUUCUCCCCCUACUUUUACGAUUCUUCUCCGACGAAUAUGACGAAGUGUGUUCGACUGUUAUCCCGUCAUUGACUGACCUCCUUACUUUCCUUCGAAAAUUGGGGCAACUCAACCAAGAAUAUUCCAACAUGCUGUCGCCAAUACUGAAUGCAAUUAUUCGAAAAAUGAGAUAUGACGAGACAACAUCAUGGGGAAAUGAGGACGAGCAAACUGACGAGGCGGAGUUUCAAGAACUCAGGAGGCGGCUGCAGUAUCUCCAGAAAACCAUCGCGGCCAUCGACCAGAGCCUAUACAUGGACGUACUGAGCAACCUGGUGGCGACUACUUUUCAAUCGCUGGACCAAGCAGGAUCGCAUAUGGAUUGGCGGGACCUCGACCUUGCGCUGCACGAGAUGUACCUCUUUGGAGAGCUUGCGUUACCGAAUCAGGGACUCGGCACCAAGAACCAACCGUCUUCUGAAGCCUCAGAACGGCUGGUGGUGAUGAUGCAGAAAAUGGUCGAAUCUGGAAUCGCAAAUUUCUCCCAUCCCGCAAUUCUUCUCCAAUACAUGGAAAUUUGCGUCCGAUAUUGUGCCGUUUUUGAGUCCCAUUCCCAGUACAUUCCCCAAGUCUUGGAGAAUUUCGUGCGUCUAGUCCACCAUAACCAUGUGCGUAUCAAGACUCGGUCGUGGUACCUUUUCCACAGAUUCAUCAAGCAGCUUCGGUCUCGCGUAGGAAACGUCGCCGAAACCGUCAUACAGUCGAUUGGAGAUUUGCUGCCCAUCAAGGCCGAAGUGCCUGGAGAGGAUGCAGAUGAUGACAUGUCGUCAGACGAGUCCGAUCAUUCAGCGGAUGCUCUUUUCACUAGUCAGCUCUACCUCUUCGAGGCUAUUGGAUGUAUCUCUUCUACGCAUAGCACACCAGCGGAAAACCAGGCAUUGUAUGCACGAUCGGUAAUGGAUCCUCUGUUCCAGGAUAUGGAGGUCCAUCUUCCUCGGGCCAAGGGGGGCGAUGCACAGGCAACUUUGCAGAUCCAUCAUAUCGUCAUGGCACUGGGAACGCUUGCUCAUGGCUUUUCCGACUGGACUCCAGGAUCCAGCGCAUCAAAUCCGCAUGGGCCACCGGACAAGCUUGUCUCUGACGAGUUUUCUCGCGCAGCCGAGGCAAUCCUCAUUGCACUUCGUGAGCUGAACUCAUCAGCAGAAAUCAGGACGGCUUGCAGAUCUGCGUUUUCUAAACUUCUGGGUGUAUUGGGUGCUGCCGUUCUCCCGCAGCUUCCAAAGUGGAUUGAAGGAUUGCUCUCACAAAGCUCAUCCAAAGAUGAGAUGGCCAUGUUUUUACGCCUCUUGGACCAGGUGGUGUUUGGGUUCAAGUCAGAAAUUUACGAUGUUCUCAACAUGUUGCUGACACCACUACUCCAGCGCAUCUUUGGAGGACUUGGAGAGCCCAUCUCUGGCACGGAUGACGAGAUACAGCUGGCAGAGCUUAGGCGAGAAUACCUCUCCUUCAUCCAAAUCAUCUUAAACAACGGGCUGGAGGGAGUUCUUAUCAGCGAGGCAAAUCAAGGCUUCUUUGAGCCAAUGAUUGCUUCUGUCCUCGAGUUGGCAAAGACCUUGGACGGAAAUCUUGGCCCGAGCCGACUGGCCUUUACCAUCAUGGCUCGAAUUUCUUCUCUUUGGGGCGGUCCCGAUGUAGCCACCAUCUCACGAGAGCCGACGGCGCCAACUGGCAAUCCCAACCCGGCUAUCCCUGGAUUCGAUCACUUCAUGAUGGAUAGGUUCCAUUCCACGUGCUGGGAGGUGAUGCGGAAUCCCAGCUUCAAGCCGUCCACCGACGCUCAGACAAAGCAAGUUCUGACGGAAAUCGCGGCAUUGGAGCAAACUAUAUAUACCAAAACAGGAGACAUGUUCAUCCGACAGAUGCAGAACGAAGUUUUCCCCAGCUUGGGGAUCAACGGCGAUGACUUUUUGCGAUCCUUGACAACCUCAACGGACAAGAGGCAGUUCUCGACUUUCCUCCAGCAGCUACUAAACAGCCGGUAA